AUGACCACCUUAUCCAAGCAGACAAAAGCCCAGUUGGCUGAAAUAGCUGCUAACCUAGGGAUUGAUGUUUCGGGAUGCAGAAUCAAAAGAGAUUUUUAUGCGACAAUUAAAGAUUACUUCCAAGAACAUUAUGAUGAGUUUAAGCCAGGUUCCCCAUAUUAUGAUUUAGCACAUAGUUCAAGACUAGCUGCAGCGGGAUCGCCUAAAAAAGCUGUUGUGGUUACCGAAGAAGUUUCAAGUGAAGGUGAAACCGAGCAAGAGAAUACUGAGGAAGCAAAAGAGUAUGACAAUGAGGAUGACGAAACCGAGGAAGAGGACCUUAAAAAGGUCCAAGAGUCUGAAGAAUUAGGAGAAUCCGAAGAAAGUGACAAUGCAGAAGACACACCCAAAACCAAGGAUAAUUGUGCUUUGUGUACUUGUUCGCCAUUGAAAUCAUUUGUCGAAUGUGAAAAGAUCGCACAGUUACAUGCUUUCGUUUUGGAAAAGAAUGAGGAGGCCAGAGAAUAUCUCAGUGAUCCAUACUCGAUAAAUGAUCUCAUAUUUAUUUUCGAAUCUUUCGUUUUAUUGUGGAACGAGCUUCAGUUCACUCAGAUUCAAUCCGCAGUUUGGAUUCCCGCAACUAUUAAAGCUCAAUUGCCAUCACCGAUUCUUGACUGGUCCAUACUUGAUUUCUCAUCAAUUUCCACUACUACUUUUGCUUCUACCUUACUCUGGGUCGUUUCUUUUCUCUUUGUUCCAAAAGUUUUUUCGUACUACGUUAACUUCACUUAUGAUUUUGAGUACGAUUCGUUUACCUUUGCUUUAGCAAAGUUAUUUGUUGGCUUGAUAGUGUUUAAGACUCAAAUUAAUACCACUGAAAUCCAGAGAGAUUUAGAUUUUGAAUUUACGAAUACGCAAUGCUCUGUGGAGUUUCUUUAUCAGUAUACUCGUCAUGCUAUUUUGACAAGUGUGAUUUUCUUAAGGAACACCUUUGGAAAUUGGGUUUUGAUUGAUGCUAUCUUCUGCACAUUGAUUUCACUCUAUGCUAAUCUAGCAUUCGUGUAA
Brettanomyces bruxellensis is the source of this 1044-nucleotide messenger RNA. RefSeq lists its product as uncharacterized. NCBI's taxonomy places the organism in Eukaryota, Fungi, Ascomycota, Pichiomycetes, Pichiales, Pichiaceae. The record is from RefSeq and is a predicted model, not a curated record. The transcript has a single exon. The coding region runs from base 1 to 1044 and encodes 347 amino acids. Gene Ontology annotation, cellular component: membrane.